Molecule: messenger RNA, 2088 nt
Organism: Leptopilina boulardi
Lineage: Eukaryota; Metazoa; Arthropoda; Insecta; Hymenoptera; Figitidae
Exons: 1
Coding region: 1-2088 (695 amino acids)
Source: RefSeq, a predicted model, not a curated record
AUGAAACGUGGAUCAGGUUUGGAAGCGAAUGAUAGAAUUAAAUGGACUGUGACUGAUAGGGCAUUUAAUUCAAGAAUUCAAAGCGGAACAAUUAUUAAUAUGAGUCACAUAGAUGUUAAUUUAUUCUUAGAUGAUGCCUUUUCAAUUUAUGAAGAUCAAGUUAAAGCCUGUUUAAAUAGGUUAGGUUGCUUAAAAGUUUAUACAGUUUUGGUAGCUAAAUUUAAAAAGACUUUAGCUGAUGGAACAAGUAUUUUAGAUUUGAAAUCAUUUAUUGCAAAAACAGGCGAGAUUUUCCCUGCAACAGAUUUAAAUAACUUUUAUAAUGAAAAUGUUAAGCAAAUAACCCUCAAACUUAUGGAAGAAUUUCAGGAGAAAGAAUCAAAUUGGCAACUUCACUCUAUUCUCAGAUUAGAUGUGAACUUUAACAAAUACAACCCUAUGCGUGUUGGUUGUUUCAUUAAACUGCCACUUGCCAUUGAACGAAAAAAAGCCUGUAUAAAUGUCCGAAAAGAAGGUAAUGAAUGCUUCAAGUGGGCGAUUCUUUCAGCAUUAUAUCAAACCUCCUCUAAUUCGGGAAGAGUGAAAAAAUAUGAGAAAUUUGAAGAUACUUUAAAUUUUACAGGUAUUACAUUUCCUGUAACAUUUAAGGAUAUCCGAAAAUUUGAAUCUCAAAAUGAUGUUUCAGUAAAUGUUUAUGGUUUACAAAAGCAUAAAUCAAAAUUUACUGUAAUACCAUUAUAUCUCUUAUCUAGUAAGAAAGUCUCACAUGUGAAUCUUUUACGCAUUGAGGAAGAUUAUGAUGAAUGUGAGGAGGAAGAUUGUGUUGAAAAAUCAAACACUACCACCUCAUUCACUUAUCAUUUCGUUUGGAUAAAAAAUUUAUCCAGGCUUGUAGGCAAACAAUUAUCACAGUCUGAAUAUAAGAAGCAUAUUUGUGAUCGGUGUUUACAUUAUUUUAAAAAUGAAGAGGAGCUUAAUAAUCAUAUAGAAAAUUGUAUAAAACUAAAUAAAACUAAAGUUAUUUUACCAAAGCCUGGACAAAAUAGGGUUCAUUUUAAGAAUUUUUAUAACAAGGAGCGUGCUCCGUUUAUCAUAUAUGCUGACUGUGAGAGCCUACUGCUUCCUGCGACUGAUUCUUCAUUCGUAGGGGAUAAUACAGAAGUUUUUCAAAAACAUAAACUUCUGAGCAUUGGCUACUAUUUAAAGUGUUAUGAUGACACUUUAUCAGUACACAAAGCAUCCCCUAUUAAUGAAGAAGAUGCAGCAAAAUGGUUUGCUCGUGAAUUAAAACAAGUGGCAGAGGAUGUUGAGCCUGUUUUUAUAACUAACGUUCCGAUGGAAGUCUUAAAUGCAACUCAAAAAGCAGCAUUCAAAAAUACUAAUGUUUGUCACAUCUGCAGAAAAAUUAUCACGCAUGGGGGUGUUAAGGUUAGAGAUCACUGUCAUAUAACUGGUAAAUAUAGAGGAGUCGCUCAUCAGGAUUGCAAUCUGAAAUAUCAGGUUUCAAAAACUAUUCCUGUGGUUUUCCAUAACUUGAGUGGAUAUGAUGCACAUUUCAUUAUAAAAGCUAUCGCGACUGAGUUUGAGGGUAAUGUUAGCCUCCUUCCAAUUAAUAAAGAAAAAUAUAUAAGUUUUACUAAACACGUUGCAGCAAAUGAUAUCAAAUUUAAAUUUAUAGAUUCCUUUAGAUUCAUGGCAUCAUCUUUGGAUAAAUUAGCAUCUUAUUUGACGAAUUAUAAUAUUGUAAAUUCUGAAUUUCAAGCCUAUGAUAUGGAUAAAAUUCAGUUACUAACCCGUAAAGGAAUUUUUCCAUAUGAGUACUUGGAUUGUAGAUUAAAACUUAAUGAGGAACAACUACCGCCAAUAGAGAAAUUUUACAGUACCUUAAAUGAUUCAAAUAUAAGUAAUGAAGAUUAUCUACAUGCACAAGAGGUUUGGUCUGCAUUUAAUUGCAAAAAUAUCGGUGAUUAUGUAUAUUUAUACAUGAAAACAGACAUUUUAUUACUUGCAGAUGUUUUUGAAAAUUUUAGAGACCAAUGUCUUGAUGCAUAUGGUUUAGAUCCAGCUCACUAUUAUACAACUCCUUGA